Messenger RNA from Trachymyrmex septentrionalis, 472 nucleotides. RefSeq lists its product as uncharacterized. The transcript has 3 exons. Bases 1 to 396 code for a protein of 131 amino acids. The record is from RefSeq and is a predicted model, not a curated record. NCBI's taxonomy places the organism in Eukaryota, Metazoa, Arthropoda, Insecta, Hymenoptera, Formicidae.
AUGUUCGAGAAUUCAGAGAAUGAAAACUUAAAUCUCAUAAAUCGCUCAUCUUUAAAUAGUGAUGAAAAUGAAGAAGUUUUGAAUUUAUAUGCAGCUUUGACUUUAAACAAAAAGAAAAAAAAUAAGCAAAAAAUCUCGUUGAAGGCUUUAUUACUCCCAACAACCUUUGAAUUUAUUUUGAGGUUGAUAGGACCAAACUUAAAUUCUAUCAAGUCAGUCGCAGGUAGGAAGCCUAUUCCAGCACAAAAUCAAUUGCUAAUGACUCUGUGGAUGAUGGCUACACCAGACUCAUAUAGAUUAGUGCGCACUAAAUUUGAUUUAAAAGCAACAGCAAUUCGGGCUAUGAGACGAGUUACGUAUGCCUUACAUGAGUUAGCUCCUCGAUUUUUCCAAUAACCUCAAAGAAGCAGUGCUACUGAAGUGAUGCAAGCAUUUGAACGUGUGAAUUUCCAAAUGUGAUAGGAGCCAUUGA